UCCGGUCUGGAGGUUUCGGUGGUUGCAAAGCAGAAGUCACUCGAAAAGGAUUAGCUAGCCUACUAGCAGACGAAAGCUCUUUAGAUGUUGGAAUUUGUGCCAAAUGAGCUACUUUGAGCAGCGCUGACACAUUGAGUGAGUAAAAAAUCUGAAACCCCGCUGUUGCUAUGGCAAUUCUAUUUGCUGUGGUGGCUCGUGGAACCACCAUCCUGGCAAAGCAUGCAUGGUGUGGUGGCAACUUCCUGGAGGUGACGGAACAGAUUUUAGCCAAAAUCCCAUCAGAAAAUAACAAAUUGACCUACAGCCAUGGAAGCUAUCUCUUUCAUUACAUCUGCCAUGAUAGAAUCAUAUACUUGUGUAUAACUGAUGAUGACUUUGAGAGAUCUCGUGCAUUCAGCUUCCUCAGUGAAGUCAAGAAGCGCUUUCAAACAACUUAUGGGUCACGAGCCCAAACGGCCUUGCCUUAUGCCAUGAACAGUGAGUUCUCCUCAACACUGGCAGCUCAGAUGAAACACCACUCAGACCCACGGGGGUCGGAUCGUGUCACUGAGACACAGAUGCAAGUGGAUGACCUGAAAGGCAUUAUGGUGCGCAACAUAGACUUAGUUGCUCAGAGAGGAGAGAAGCUGGAGUUACUGAUUGACAAGACAGAAAAUCUCGUUGAUUCUUCAGUUACAUUUAAGACCACAAGUCGCAACCUGGCACGAGCCAUGUGCAUGAAAAACCUCAAGCUGACUUUCCUCAUUGCACUUGUGUGCUUGGUCGUCCUUUACAUUAUUGUCUCUGCUGCUUGUGGGGGCCUCAGCUGGCCCUCUUGUGUCAAAUAAUGAGUGGGGAUAAAAAAGAAGAAAUGAAGGAUUAAAAGAAGAGGGGGAGAAGCGCAUGUAUAAAUCUGCCUGCCAAUGGAUCCAAAAGGAAACACAAUUUGUCUUCUUUUUCUUCUCCAGCUUGUACAUCCCCAGAAGACACAUGCUGCUCCUCUUCCUGCCUUCUUCCUUGCCCCUCUUUGAUAGUGUGCACAUUGACUUACCCUCUGGAAAGGGAGCCCCACCUAAUACCCAUUCUUAAGGACAGCAGCCUUGUGGCCUAAAAACAGACAUGGAAGAAUAAUCUUGUCUUAUACUAGUCCGGUACAUUCAUCCUGUCUCAUGCACUCAGUGGCCUAAUGUAUCAGUUUGUGAUACUGUUCUGCAUCUGUCUGUGUAAUUGAUUUGUCAAGAAUGACACCUGAAAUUUACUGCAAAAAAACAAAUAUUGUUUUGUUAUUGUCAUGCUUUUUCAGUUAACUAAUUGAACCUGGAGUUUAGGUAGCAUUGAAAGUAUGUUGCUGAUCCAUUAAAAUUGAAUAAACAAUACAGGUUAUGUUUCUGCUAAACACACUGAUUUUUGGCUGAUACAAUAUCCAGUAUCUGGUGUUGAUGUCUUUUGAAUGAGGUCUGAUUUGCUUUAUAUUUUAUCACCAAGCACAGAGGUAUACUCAAAAAUAGAUAUUGUAAGAUACCAGAUAUGAUCAUAAAAAUUGUAGGUCUGAUUGAUAUAACUGAUUCAAAACAUAUAAUGGUUCUUUUAAAAUGAUACUUGUUUAUUAGAAAUGGGCUAUCUCCUAGUUGGUCACUUUUGAAGAGGUAUUCUUCCACCAUUUAACUCUUCUGGGAUGUUGAGUGUUCCCAUAUGUUCGUUCUGUUAACACAAUGCACUUUUUACACUGUACAUAUAUUUGCUUCCUUGCAUCAUAUGACUUAAAAUCAUGUAAUUAUUUAGCCUAAUUGUUGUACAUUAAAUUUUGAAAUAAAAACUUAUGGCAACGUA
This is a messenger RNA of Cheilinus undulatus (humphead wrasse), 1809 nucleotides long. RefSeq names its product synaptobrevin-like 1 (gene vamp7). Gene Ontology annotation, biological process: vesicle fusion; exocytosis. Bases 168 to 827 code for a protein of 219 amino acids. The transcript is spliced from 8 exons. NCBI's taxonomy places the organism in Eukaryota, Metazoa, Chordata, Actinopteri, Labriformes, Labridae. Gene Ontology annotation, cellular component: membrane; SNARE complex. Gene Ontology annotation, molecular function: SNAP receptor activity; SNARE binding. The record is from RefSeq and is a predicted model, not a curated record.